GCUGCAGUAACGUGACCGUGUGGAGAAACGGGAAGUUCGUGAUUCUCAGAGCAGCUGUUUUAACUUUGCUCUCUCCAGAAGAGACGCCUCGCGCUCCGAGAGAGGACAUUCACAUCCAGUGACCAAAGUCAAUCUGUGUCGGUGUUUUGUCGUCCGGUCAUGGGCUCUCUGUUCCGCAGUGAAGAGGUCUGUCUGGUACAGCUCUUCCUCCAGACGGGAUCGGCCUACAACUGUGUCAGUGAACUGGGAGAGCUGGGAAUCGUGGAGUUCAGAGACCUGAAUCCGAAUGUGAACGCGUUCCAGAGGAAGUAUGUGAACGAAGUGAGGAGAUGUGAGGAGCUGGAGAAAACCUUCGGGCUGUUGGAGCAGGAGAUCAUUCGCAGUCUCUCCCAGAAACUGCAGCCGCCCAUCCCGACCCCUCCGGCCCCUCAGCCCAGAGAACUCCUCACCAUCGAGGAGGAGAGCGAGCGCUUGGCCCGAGAGCUCAGAGAGGUGUCCAGGAACAGAGACAGUCUGCGGUCUCAGUAUACACAGCUGUGUCAGUACAGAGGGGUUUUAAAGCAGACACAUUCUCUCACGGCCUCACAGGCCCCGCUGGUGUCGUUUGAGCCGGUGGUUGUGCCGGAGCACCGACAGGACGUCCGGCUGAGCUUUGUGGCCGGCGUGGUUCAUCCGUGGAAAGUUCCCGCCUUCGAGAGGCUGCUAUGGCGCGCAUGUCGUGGUUACAUCAUUGUGGACUUUCAUGAGAUGGAAGAAAAACUUGAACAUCCUGAUUCUGGUGAGGAGGUGCAGUGGACUGUGUUUUUAAUCUCGUUCUGGGGAGAUCAGAUCGGUCAGAAAGUGAAGAAGAUCUGUGACUGCUUCCACACACAAACAUUCCCGUACCCUGAGAACCAGGCGGAGAGAGAGGAGACUCUUAACGGCCUCCGAGGACGAAUCGAGGACAUCAAAUCAGUCAUGGGCGAGACGGAGCAGUACAUGCAGCAGCUGCUGGUGCGAGCGCUGGCCCGUCUGCCCGAGUGGAUCGUGCAGGUUCAGAAGUGUAAGGCCGUGCAGACCGUGCUGAAUCUCUGCAGCCCUUCGGUCACUGAUAAGUGCCUGAUCGCUGAAGCCUGGUGCCCCGUGAGCCAGCUGCCCGCCCUGCAGAGCGCCCUGAGAGAGGGAGGGAGGAAGAGCGGCAGUAGUGUGGACUCGUUCUACAACCGCUUGCCGGCCACCACGUCUCCCCCCACAGUCUUCCCCACAAACUCCUUCACUGCAGGAUUCCAGAACAUAGUGGAUGCCUAUGGAGUGGCGAGCUACAGGGAGAUGAACCCAGCGGUCUACACCAUCAUCACCUUUCCCUUCCUGUUUGCGGUCAUGUUCGGGGACGUUGGACACGGUCUUCUGAUGACACUGGUGGCUCUCUGGAUGGUUCUGGAGGAGAAGGACCCAAAAUUGAGGAAAAGUACCAACGAAAUCUGGCAGAUGAUGUUUGGAGGCCGAUAUCUCAUUUUGUUGAUGGGGCUGUUUUCUAUCUAUACUGGAGCCAUCUACAACGAGUGUUUCAGCAGAGGGCUCAGCACCUUCUCCUCAGGAUGGCACGUCCGGCCCAAUGCAGAAUACUACAACUGGACUGAGGAGACUUUCAGAAAUAAUCGCUAUCUGUCGCUGGACCCCAAUAUUACAGGCGUUUUCACUGGUCCUUAUCCCUUUGGCAUCGAUCCUAUUUGGGGUCUGGCCAAUAAUCAUCUGACGUUCCUCAACAGCUAUAAGAUGAAGAUGUCUGUCAUUAUUGGAGUCAUCCAUAUGACCUUUGGUGUGUGUUUAUCUGUAUUCAACUACAUAAACUUCAAAGAGAUCAGCAGUGUGUUUCUGGUGCUGAUCCCAGAGCUGUGCUUCAUGCUGUGUCUGUUUGGAUACCUGAUCUUCAUGGUCAUCUAUAAGUGGGUGGUGUACGGCCCCAUGAACUCCGACUCGGCUCCCAGCAUCCUCAUCCACUUCAUAGACAUGUUCCUGUUCACCGAGAAUAAGGACAACAAGCCUCUCUAUACGGGACAGAUGAUCGUGCAGAAGGUGCUGGUGAUUGUGGCUGUGUUGUCUGUUCCUGUGCUGCUCCUGGGGAAGCCAGUGCAUGAAUACAUCACACACAGGAGGAAGAGGACUCAGCCUUCAGGAGACAGACGUCCACUGCUAGCAGAAAACGGCUCUAUAAAUGCUCACCAGGACGAUGCACGAGGAGGAGAAGAGGAGGAGUUCGAUACAGCGAACGUGUUCAUGCACCAGGCCAUUCACACCAUCGAGUAUUGUCUGGGGUGCAUCUCUAACACGGCCUCGUACCUGCGUCUCUGGGCUCUGAGUCUGGCUCACGCACAGUUAUCUGAGGUGCUGUGGUCCAUGGUGAUGAGUAUCUCCUUCAGGCAGCUCAGUUAUGUGGGCUCUGUUAUCUUGGUGGUGAUAUUUGCAGCCUUUGCUGUGCUAACUGUGUCUAUCCUGCUUAUCAUGGAAGGCCUGUCAGCUUUCCUGCACGCUCUUCGACUUCACUGGGUGGAGUUUCAGAAUAAAUUCUACAGUGGAACAGGCUACAAGCUCACUCCAUUUAUCUUCUCAUCAGAAGUUGGAUCUUUCUCUCUGAAGUGACCUUUGACCUUCUCAAGAAUAGAAUGAUGUUGUUUUGCUUGGUGCACAUUUUAAACUGUCACUGUAGCAUCUAUCGUUUUCUUUUAUAUUUUAGCUUUACAGCCACUGUGUGAAAAGCUGGACCUGAAAAAUCAAACAUGACAAAAUGUUUUAACACUCUAUUAUGGAUCCAUAUCUUCGACACUAUGCCACAUUAUCUUUGAAGCCAUAUCUGAGUACAUUGCAAGAUUUUAGUUGAUUGAGGAUGAUUUUUUUUUUUUAAUUGAAGUCUUGAGCCCACAGAAAAUGUUAUUUUAACUAACGCUCUGUAAUCAGGUGUAUCUAUGAGCAGCCAUCAUGAUGACAAACAAUUAUGGUUUUAUGCUGCAAGUACAGACAGAUGUACACUUAUUAAAUAAUUAAGCAAUAAAUUGCCAGAAUAAGUACACUUAAUUAAUAAAGUACAAUUCAAAUGUUUACUCACAAUGACUUCCCAAUCAGUUUUCAGCGUGUUAAUCAAUCGCUUUGAUUUACAGCAUCGUUCAAAGGGAAUAAUCUUUUAUUUGUGUUUUUCUACUAUUAAACUGAAACUUUGUUUUAAUUCUGAAGCUGAAAAUCAAGCGUCACAGUGGACCCUACUGAUCAAUAAAGACUAAAGUCUGUCAAUACAGAACCA
Messenger RNA from Carassius auratus (goldfish), 3274 nucleotides. It is a transcript of the gene tcirg1b, whose product is annotated as T cell immune regulator 1, ATPase H+ transporting V0 subunit a3b. The transcript has 20 exons. The record is from RefSeq and is a predicted model, not a curated record. Bases 160 to 2619 code for a protein of 819 amino acids. Gene Ontology annotation, molecular function: ATPase binding; proton-transporting ATPase activity, rotational mechanism. Gene Ontology annotation, cellular component: vacuolar proton-transporting V-type ATPase complex; plasma membrane; vacuolar proton-transporting V-type ATPase, V0 domain. Lineage: Eukaryota; Metazoa; Chordata; Actinopteri; Cypriniformes; Cyprinidae. Gene Ontology annotation, biological process: vacuolar acidification; proton transmembrane transport.